UUUCAGAGAUAUGUGGAAGAGAGAUACUAGAGGGAACGUCCUGCACCAUCAAGCUGAAAACAACAAACACUGACAGACCUAAUGAGAUUAAAUGGAUCCAUCGCACUAGCGGUGACGUAAUUCACAGGAAAAAUGGGAAGAUCAGGACAAACACUCUAGAUGGAAAUAUGGAAGAUGAUGGAUCAUUAACAUUUCACAAUGUUAGUCUGAAUAACACCGGCAAAUAUAAAUACAUUUUUUAUGCUGGUGAUGGUACAGAGACCAGUGGAGAAGAGGAAAUUAAAGUUUAUGCAACGGCUCCUAAACCUACUCUGACAGUGACCAUCAACUGCAAAGAUGGGAACGCUACACUCACCUGUGACAUUAGAGACCGUACAGAUCUGACUGUCUCCUGGUAUAAAGAAGACAAUAUCAUCCAGAAUGAAAACAACCCAAAACUGCUCUUGACAUCUGCUCAAAUACAGGAGAAUAAACCGUACUCAUGCAGUGUAAGCAAUCCUGUCAGCAAUGAGCAAAGUGACAGCGUUACUGUAUCAU
Molecule: messenger RNA, 537 nt
Organism: Sinocyclocheilus rhinocerous
Lineage: Eukaryota; Metazoa; Chordata; Actinopteri; Cypriniformes; Cyprinidae
Product: putative pregnancy-specific beta-1-glycoprotein 7
Exons: 2
Cellular component (GO): membrane
Source: RefSeq, a predicted model, not a curated record